Molecule: messenger RNA, 1632 nt
Organism: Pteropus alecto (black flying fox)
Lineage: Eukaryota; Metazoa; Chordata; Mammalia; Chiroptera; Pteropodidae
Gene: DHRS7
Product: dehydrogenase/reductase 7
Exons: 8
Coding region: 173-1123 (316 amino acids)
Molecular function (GO): oxidoreductase activity
Source: RefSeq, a predicted model, not a curated record
CUCCCACGACCACACGCGGAGCCGGGGAGAAGCUACCCUCCUACUGUACAGGUCUGGGAGGAGUCUGGCGGCGCUGCUCGCAAUCGCGCAGGGUGGGAUGCAGCCGCGUUGAUCGCUGAGCACUGCGGCGCCGUUGGUUUUCUCACGGCGGAGCUGGACGCGCGCGGCCGCGAUGAGCUGGGAAUUGCUGCUGGCGCUGGUGGCGCUGCUCGCAUUUGUGGUGCAGCUGCUGUACUUCUUGCGAGCCGAUGGCGACCUAACCCUGCUGUGGGCCGAGUGGCAGGGGCGACGCCCAGAACAGGAGCUGACCAACAAGGUGAUCUGGGUGACUGGCGCAUCAAGUGGGAUUGGUGAGGAGCUGGCUUACCAGCUGUCUAAACUAGAUGUUUCUCUUGUGCUGUCAGCGAGAAGAGUACAUGAGCUGGAAAGGGUGAAAAGAAAAUGCCUUGAGAAUGGCAAUUUAAAAGGAAAAGAUAUACUUGUUUUGCCUCUUGACCUGAAGGACAUGAGUUCCCAUGAAGCGGCUACCAAAGCAGUUGUUAAGGAGUUUGGUAAAAUCGACAUUCUGGUCAACAAUAGUGGAAGAAGCCAUUGUUCUUGGUGUUUGGAAACCAGCAUGGAUAUCUACAGAGAGCUAAUUGAGCUUAACUACUUAGGGACGAUAUCCUUGACAAAGUGUGUUCUGCCUCACAUGGUCAAGAGGAAGCAAGGAAAGAUUAUUACUGUGACUAGCAUCCUGGGACAUUUCUCUAUGCCCGUUUCUAGUGCAUAUUGUGCCAGCAAACAUGCUCUUCGGGGUUUUUUAAAUUCCCUCAGAAUUGAACUUGCCACAUACCCAGGUAUAGUAGUUUCUAACAUUUGCCCAGGACCUGUGCAAUCAAAUAUGAUGAAGAAUUCCUUAACUAAAGAUGUCACAACGAUUUUAGGUCAUAAUGGAGAUCAGUAUCGCCAGAUGGUGACCAGUCGUUGUGUGUGGCUGAUACUAAUCAGCAUGGCCAAUGAUUUGAAAGAGGUUUGGAUCGCGGAGCAGCCUUUUUUGUUAAUGUUGUAUUUGUGGCAAUAUAUGCCAACCUGGUCCUCGUGGGUAAUAAAUAAAGUAGGGAAGAGGAUUGUGUGGGAUUGAGAACAAUAGCUGCAUUGAGUUUUGUUACAAUUUUUGUCUUAGUGCAAAUUCUGAAUACAGAUGAUUUUAGAAUCUGGAAGAGAAAACGUGAUUGAAGAAGUACUUACAUUUUUUAAGCCACUGGAAAGAGAAACAGAAAACAUGAAAAAUAGCCAUCUUCUUAUGCACUUAAGACUAACUUGUGAUUUUAUUUCUUAAUAAUACAACUUUCAACAUGUAAUAAAUAACAAAUAAAGAUUGUGAUGAAUCUUGUAAUAGAUAUAGUAAUACAUACUUCAUUCUUGGAUAAAAGAACAUUUUAACAUACUCUAGCUUUUAGUCCAAAAAGUUAUACUUUAACAUUGCGGUACUGAAUGAACUGUUCCACAUACUGAAUAAAUGGAAAAAUAAAAAUCUGAUCACUACAUUUCAAAUAAUUUCCAUCAUUUCUAAAGAGAAUGUUAUUGCGUACUACUAACCUAGUAAGUUACUAUGGAUUUAAUUGUAAAUAAAAUAAGAGGUGGAAGAAA